UUUCUUUCAGUGAAAUCCACCGGAAAUCCAGCGCGGUAUCAAAGAGAUUCAAGAAAUUUUGUUGUAAAUUUACAAGUGUGGAAUAUUUAUUGUCAAUCAGAUUCAGAUACCAAAAAUAGACUGAAAAGGACUAAGUGCCGUGCAAUUAAAUAUAAACUCCCCAAAUAGGCCAAGGGAGACUAAAUUGGUAUUCUUAUUGGAUUGAUUUUUGUAAAUAUAAACGAAAAAUGAGUUAUGACGACCGAACACAAUUGGCUCAUCGGCAGCACGUUAAAUACUUUAUGAGAUUUUUAAAUAUUUUACCAUCAUCGUUGUCAUCACAUGAUACAACAAGAGUCACAAUUGCAUACUUUUCUGUUUCGGGCUUAGAUGUGCUCGGGUCGAUAUCAUCUAUUUCAUUGGAGCUGAGAUCUAGAAUAAUUGAUUGGAUAUACUUGUUACAGGUGCCUCCUAAUAAAAACAAUGGAGACAUGUCUUCAUGUGGCUUCCAAGGAUCGUCAACUGUCAACAUUGAUUUAGACGACAUAAACAAUCAUUACAAAUGUGGACAUCUAGCUAUGACUUAUACUGGGUUAUGUAUUCUUUUGGCGCUCGGUGAUGAUCUGUCCAGAAUUAACAGGAAAGCUUUGGUUGCUGGCGUGAAAGCCUUACAAACGGAGGAAGGUAAUUUCUCCGCAACGUUAUCUGGCUGCGAGUCGGAUAUGCGAUUCGUUUAUUGCGCAGCGUGUAUCAGCUAUAUACUCGACGAUUGGUCAGGUUUCAAUAUACAGAAAGCCACAGAAUACAUUCUUAAAUCUAUUAAUUACGACUUCGGCAUCGCCCAGUGUCCCGAGCUGGAAUCUCACGGCGGCACCACUUACUGCGCCCUCGCUACCCUCAGCCUCACCAACCAAUUGGACAAGCUAUCCAUAGAACAAGUAGAAGGUCUCAAACGCUGGCUGCUAUUCAGGCAAGUGGAUGGCUUUCAAGGAAGGCCUAAUAAAUCUGUAGACACGUGUUACAGUUUCUGGGUGGGGGCUUCUUUAAAGAUAUUAGAUAUGUUGCACAUGACCAACUACGGAAACAAUAGAAAAUACGUUUAUGAAACGCAAGACUGUGUAGUGGGAGGUUUUUCAAAAUGGCCGGACACUUGCACAGACCCUAUGCACACUUACCUCGGAUUAGCUGGUCUAAGUCUAAUAGGAGAGAAUGGCUUAUUGGAAAUUGUGCCAGCUCUGAAUAUUACUAAUAGAGCAUAUGAACACCUCAAGACGGUGCAUCAAAAAUGGGCCAGUGAACUAAUAGAACUGUGAAAUAAAGUGUUCCAUUUAAUAUUAAGAUUUUGUUACUUUUAUGUACUUGUUUUGAUAUUUGUAUUUUUAUAUACCCACAGCAUCACGUCAGUACAAUAUAUAACAUUUUUGCUGUUCGUUUUCAAUGCUACUCUCAGUGUAGUGAUGUUUGAAUUUAAGUGGAAUUUAACUGGUCUAUUGCUACAGUCAAAAGAAUGCCAGAUUGCUCAGUGGACUAACACAUGCUACUGAGUAUCUAAGUUGCGAUGUUUGCUUGUUUUUGAAUGUUUUCGUUUGGUUGAUUUAAAAUUUUAUAGAACGGCAAUUAAAUAAGACAUACAUCUGUAUGAAUAAAAGGUUUAUUGGUCCAUGCAUGUUUGACUCCAAAUGCGUCGCUUAAUUUCUUAUAGAACGGCCGUCGAAAGUAUGUGUUUUCAGAAACAUCACAUUUACAUUUUUAGUCGAGCUAUCAGUAGCUCGACUAAAAAUGUAUAAAAAUAUCCUCAAGAAUAUUAAAAUCGUUGAAACCAACAUUACUGUAUCACCUGAGAACAGGCAAUUAUAACAAUUAAAUAAUACAUAUUUAAUAUAUAUACAUAUUUCUCUCAAUACAUUAUUAUUGCUAAGUACAACAAUUAAAAAUAAUAGACAGUAUCUCUUUAAGCAACUCUGAAUCUGAUUCAACUUAAUCAUAAGAUAUUUAUCAUAAACUUUAUUUUAAUUUCCGGGUUGAUUUUUUAAAUACAUUUUCUUUACGAAAAUAGAUAGUCUAAUAAGUAUCAGUGUACUACAACGAAACCACUAGUCAUGAGUAUUUGGCAGGUGUCAGAUACGCAUUCUCUCGGCGGCCGCAAUUGGGAUGAUGUCUGGGUAAAAAACGGUAAUUCCGUCAGUCAGAUAAUAAAAAAAAAUAUUAGAUACGUAUUUUUUACUUCAAUUUAGCAAGAAAUAGCUUAGAAAGCAGGCAUUUGAGGAGUGGCAUAAUGAGAUAUUUUAACUCAAAAAUAAAAAAAUACUUGUAUAAUAUUUUUCAAUAAUUUACCUCACGGACAAACAAAGAAAAAUUAGUCGUCGUCCCUAUUGUCUGCAGGCCAUUUCUGAUAAUGUUUACGUAAUAAUUGCAUCUCAAUAGAAUCUCAACAACUUGCAUUAUGUCAUUGUACUAUCUACCUUAAUUCCAGUGUUAUGGACUAUCUGUCACCAUUGAUGUGUGAGCAAGACAUUGCACUAAUAAUUUGGACUUUAGAAAGAUAGUAAAAAGGGAAAAUGGAAGUUAUUAAAUUUUAUUGAGAAGCCAUUGUUACUUGAAAAUUGUCAACAGCAGGCCUGCUGUUCUGACGUUAUGCGACGUAUUUUCCGUCAUAUAUGCACGCGCCCUAAAGAUUACACUCUACCAUAAUAAGUUAAUGAUGACAUUAAUUACAAUAAAAUUUAUAAAAUGUAACGCAUGAGGUAAAUCGAUCUUAUAAUAACAUUAGUUAUACAAAUGCAGUACAAAGUUUUAACAUUAUAUAUGCCCUUAAAACAUAAAGUAAUACCUAGUUUAUGUAAUACAAAUUUCAUAAUGAGUGCUUAAUCCCAGUGAUCGAUAAUACAAAAUGUAUGUCACAUUUUAUUUAGAAGUCAUUGGUGGUGUAUGUCUAUUGGAAAUUUCCAAGAAAAAAGUGAAAUCUCACACAUUUAAAAUUGAGUACCCUACUCUUCUUGCAACACCUGAAUUUGCAACGCGGUCAUUAAACCAUUUUUCUUAAUCAAUACUUUAAAACAUUAAAAAAAGUAUAUACGAUUUGAGAUUUUUUAUAUACAUUUAUUUAUUUUGUUAUCGCAGUAUUAUUUUCGAAUUUCUUUUACGUUAAAUUAAGCAUUUAUAUAAUAUUUUGUACUUACAAGGGUAUAUUGUAAAUGAAUAGGUGCUAAUUUACAAAACUUGGUAGCCGGUACCAAAACGCGUGGAGUAGUUAUACAACGACUUGUUAUAUUGUAAGAAUUACACGAUUAUUUUAUAGUACAAUAUCGGUGUAACUCACAUUGUGCCAUACUAUAAAAUGGCAGCCGUUAAAGGUCGGUACAAAUCUGACGGAAGGGCCAUCGAGUAUCUUAUCCGUCGUUAAGUUAAAUGUCGUCUAUAUAAAAGCGAAAGGACACUCACUUAUCACGAAAUCUCAGAAACUACUAGUGAUAAGAAUUUUAAAUUCUGCAUGGAGGUUUUUUAAGACAUAGGUGUUCACUUAGACAGGAUUUUGCGAAAUCCGGCCCCUAAGGGGUUGUUUCUGGGGUUGAUAGUUUGUGUGAAACUGCUUUACUACAAGUGGUAGGUGUCUCAAAUUUUGCACUGGGGUUCUAUUUAGGACGUAGGUGCUAACCAAGACUCUGAAAUUCGAUCCCUGUGUGUUUUUUCGGUUAACCACGCGGAUGAAAUCGCGGGCAACAAUUAGUAUCACGUAUUUGUCAGUUUUGACGUGACUACGACAGACGACGUGACGUAUCUUCUGUCAUAUAUGUACCGACCCUUAGGUUGAAUAGUUAGGAAUCUAUGAAAUUAUCGCACAAAUAAAAUUUAUAAGUAAUUGUCAAUGUAAUUUAUGAGGUUAUGAAACCUUGAAAUUGGAUAAUGUUGUUUUUACUAGCACUUCGAUUAUUAUAUGUUAAAAGCUACAGUCUGCCGAAUCACUUUAGAGUGACUUCAAUUUAUUAAAAAUUUUAUUAACAUUUACUUUUUUAUUUCAGUGGCGUAUUAUGUUUAGUAUCCAUCGUGUAUUAUUUUUUACGAUUACCACAGCCUUGACAAUAAAUCGUUAUCUAUAUUAAUAUUGUCAAUUAAAUUAUGUAUGUCUAAAGAAGCCACGCAUAUGAGGUUUUAUUCUUUAUCGUUAAAUAUUCGAUGAAUAUAUUUUUUCUCAGUUUGAUAAUUGCAAUUUUACUCGACUGUAUUAAUACGUUUUUCAAAUUAUUUGUAACUUAUUUUGACCAUUUUAUGAUUUCUUUUUCUUAAAAAAUAGUUUCAACUCUCAACUCUUAAAAUAGCUUUAUUUAUUUAAAUAAAAUUAGAGAAACAGGAGUUAAAUUAACACAAAAUUUUACUAGCUAUUCAUUAGUGCUUGCAUUUUUUCAUACAAAUUAAAACAAUAGCUAUAUAAUCUGCUAUAUUUCGUUUAACUACUCUUUAAUGUUACCUAUACGAAAAUUAUGUGUGAUUGAUACACAACCCCUAAUUCAAACACUGAAUAUUUUUUUCAUAUUUGUACACAUUUACAAAUUUGUAUAUCUAAUACAAAUAAUUUGUGAAUCUUUUUGUUUGUAAAUUAAUAAAUUACGAGUGCUAAUGGCUUGUAAAUUGUUACUAUACGCAUUUAUUUGUUUAUUUAUUGUGUAUAAAUUAUGAAAGUUAUUAAAAAAACAUUUGGAUUAUC
Molecule: messenger RNA, 4681 nt
Organism: Diatraea saccharalis (sugarcane borer)
Lineage: Eukaryota; Metazoa; Arthropoda; Insecta; Lepidoptera; Crambidae
Source: the annotation of a GenBank genome assembly